Xenopus laevis (African clawed frog) is the source of this 2845-nucleotide messenger RNA. It is a transcript of the gene ablim2.S, whose product is annotated as actin-binding LIM protein 2-like. Bases 217 to 2172 code for a protein of 651 amino acids. The record is from RefSeq and is a predicted model, not a curated record. Lineage: Eukaryota; Metazoa; Chordata; Amphibia; Anura; Pipidae. The transcript has 22 exons.
CUGAAGCAGCGAAGGAGGAGGAAGGAGUAUCGGGCUGUUGUAGCAGCGACGCACUUGCAUUGGCCUGAGGGAGGGGAGUCCUUCAUGGUAAGGAGGGUCUCGUAUUGCGGGAGCUGCCAGCUUGCUGUGUAACAGGUACAGAGGGAUCAGCCGUAUAUUGGGGCGCUGGAUUUAACUACAGCUGGAUGUGCGCCCGGGGAUAGUGGAGCUGUCAGAAUGAGUGCGGUAUCCCAGCACCAAGCUGUUCAGAGCCCACUGAAUAAGCCCUCGGGAAAUGCCAUCCUCUGCCACAACUGUGGGAAUCCCUGUAAGGGAGAGGUGCUGCGGGUGCAAAGCAAAUAUUUCCAUAUUAAAUGCUUCGUGUGUAAAGUGUGUGGCUGUGACCUUGCCCAGGGGGGCUUCUUUGUCAGACAAGGAGAUUACGUUUGUACUCAGGACUACCAGCGACUGUACGGAACCCGCUGCUUCAGUUGUGAUGAAUUCAUUGAGGGAGAAGUUGUUUCUGCACUAGGAAAAACCUACCACCCCGGCUGUUUUGUAUGUGCGGUGUGUAGGAGCCCUUUCCCCCCUGGUGACCGUGUCACUUUCAACGGCAAGGAGUGCAUCUGCCAAAAAUGUACCAUGUCUCCGACAGUUGGAAGCGGCAACUUCUGCAUCCAGGCGCUUCGAAAUUGCGGCGGUUGCGGCUUGGAAAUAAAGAACGGACAGUCACUGGUAGCUCUGGAAAAACACUGGCAUUUGGGAUGUUUUAAAUGCAAAACCUGUGGCACACCUCUGAAAGCAGAGUAUAUCAGCAAAGAUGGAAUUCCAUAUUGUGAAACGGACUAUCACGCUAAUUUUGGCAUAAAAUGUGACCACUGUGAGAAAUUCAUCACUGGCCGAGUGUUGGAGGCUGGAGAAAAGCACUAUCACCCAACGUGCGCCCGGUGCGUCCGCUGCAGCCAGAUGUUUGCAGAAGGCGAGGAGAUGUACCUGCAAGGAAACUCAAUAUGGCAUCCCAUAUGUAGGCAGGCCGCCAAAACAGAAGAAAGAAAUAAGGAGACAAGAACGUCCUCGGAGAGCAUUAUUUCAGUACCUGCAUCAAGCACAUCCGGAUCACCGAGCAGAGUCAUUUAUGCCAAACUCGGGGAUGAAAUUCUUGACUACAAGGAUUUGGCGGCCCUGCCUAAAAAUAAAGCCAUCUAUAAUAUUGACCGUCCCGAUAUGAUCUCCUACUCUCCAUAUAUCAGUUACUCUGCCGAUGACAGACAUAGUUUUGGGGAGUCACCUCAGUUGUUCUCUCCAACACCUACAGAGGGAGACCAAGAUGAUCGGUCACUUAAACAGUACAGAGCUUCCAGCCCCAGCUCGACCGGAUCUUUGGGGUGUGGUCCUUACACCCCCACCUCUCAUUCUCCGCAGCAUUACAGCAGAACAGCUGGUACCCUGCCUUUUGGUACCAGCAGCUGCAUCUCCUUGUCCCAACACACAAGCCCUACAUCUACAUUCAGGCAUCAUUACAUCCCUUUCUUCAAAGGCAGUGAAAGUGGCCGGAGCACACCCAGUCUAUCCAUGUGUUCAGACAGCAAAUCUUCAUCUUCUUCCUAUCAGCAAGCGCCUAGGCAUUUCCAUAUCCCAGACUCUGGAGUUAAAGAUAACAUCUAUAGGAAACCCCCUAUCUACAAACAGCAUGCAUCAAGAAGAUCUGAGGGAGACCAAAUCAAUUUAGAUCCAGACAGCAGGAAGGUAAAAACUAGUUGGCUGAUUCUUAAAGGGGAGAUUGAUGCUGAUAGUAAUUCCACAGAUACAGAUUCCCAUAGUACAAGAAACUACAGGGAUGUGUCUCAGAGGAUUCCGGGAGAUGCUAAGUACUCAGGAUUGCCUUAUUCCAAGUCUGCAUCACUUCCUGGCUAUGGGAAGAAUGGACUCAACAGAGCUGCCGAUUUUGGGGAAUUUCAUCUUGAUGACGACUCCAGCUGGGGCAUGAGAGAGUACAAGGUCUAUCCCCAUGAAAUGCUCCUCGUCACCAACCAAGUGAGGGUGAAGCUGCCGAAGGACGUGGACAGGGCCAGACUGGAGAGGCACCUAUCAGUGGAGGAAUUCAAGCAUGUCUUCGGGAUGACAAUCGAGGAGUUUGAUCGCCUAGCGCUUUGGAAAAGGAAUGACCUCAAGAAGAAAGCGCUGCUUUUUUAGCCCCUUCUCCUGGACUCCUACUCCCCAUGCUGACUGUCCGCUCAUUAUCCUUCUUGUUAUUCUGGAAAGAGAAUCGGAGAAGACAAGACUGUCCCACAUGUGCAUGGUCAGCUGGUUUCUUUCAGUUCCUUCUGGCUCAAGCCAUAACCUCUCACUGUAUGUUGCUUUAUUUGCAGAACUGGAUCAGCCCACAAACACAAAGCUAUGGAGAAGUGUGUAUCUGCUACAAGGCAAGCUCACGUUCAUAUAUUUAUUGCUAUUCCUUCCUCUACUACUUAAAGGGGCAGUGUGCAAUAUUGAGCCUAUGUGAGUGACUGAUAAAGGCCAAAGAACUGCACUCAAGUCACUUACAUGAUCAGGGUUGUGUAGUUCCUUUUUCUUUUGGUGUGGAAGCUAAAAACAUAUAAUACCAGAGCUCAGGAGGGGUGGCUGUUCUGAGCUCCAUACAUAUUGGGGCCCCAAAGAGCACCAUUUGUAAUGUUCUCUCUGAUUUUAUUUCGGGCUUCAUGAGGUGUAGGGGCAUAUCUGUUGGGGGGUACAGUAGGGCAACAGUUACACUUUAUAGUUUAUAUCAGUGUUGUUCAACCGGUAUCCCUUUUAGGUAUGGGACCUGUUAUCUAGAAUGCUCAGGACCUGGUGUUUUCCGGAUAACAAAUUUCCAUAAUUUGGAUGU